Molecule: messenger RNA, 1233 nt
Organism: Debaryomyces hansenii CBS767
Lineage: Eukaryota; Fungi; Ascomycota; Pichiomycetes; Serinales; Debaryomycetaceae
Product: putative aminopeptidase
Exons: 1
Coding region: 1-1233 (410 amino acids)
Biological process (GO): proteolysis
Molecular function (GO): metalloexopeptidase activity
Source: RefSeq, a predicted model, not a curated record
AUGAAGUUAACUAUUUUAUUAACUAGUUUUAUUGCCGUGGGUACGGCAUUCCCCCUCGCUAACUGGAAAUGGAGUGAUUUUCAAACUUUAGAAGCAAACGAACCCAGAUUAAUCAAGUUGGGUCCGGAAGAAUACCAAUUGGUUACUGAAUCUAAGAAGUUAGAAUACAAAAGACUGAAUACCAAGUUCAUUGAUGUUACUAAUCAGAUUCCUAUCGAUGAAGCCAUCAAGAAUGGAAUGAUUGAGCUGUCUUCUGUUGAUCGUUGGACGAGGGCUUUGACAUUAGGCACUGAGCAAUUGAAGCAAUUGAAUAAACCGGUUCCAGACUAUAAGUACCCAACUACAUUUGAGCACACGAAAGAGAUCAAAAAUAUUUACGAACGUAUAGACACUGACUUAAUGCAUGAAAAAUUAACUACAUUUACUUCAUUCUUCACCAGGUAUUACAAAUCGUCGACAGGGUUUGAAAGUGCCAAAUGGUUGAAAAAGGAAAUAUUAAGCAUUGUUGAACCUGUGAAGGACAGUGGUGUGGGUGUAAAGGAAGUCAAGCAUGAUGGAUGGGACCAAUUUUCGAUCAUAGUUAGUAUACCAGGAGAAAAUAGUGAGAAGGUUGUGAUUGGAUCGCAUCAAGACUCGAUAAAUUUAUUGUUCCCCAGUUUAUUAAAAGCCCCUGGUGCUGAUGAUAACGGUUCAGGCACAGUUACUUGUUUGGAGUCGUUGAGAUUGAUUGCUGGUGGAUUGGUCAAUGGCUUUAAGCCAAAAAAUACCCUUGAGUUUCAUUUCUAUUCUGCAGAAGAAGGUGGUUUGCUUGGGUCGAUUGACGUUUUCCAUGAAUACUCUAAAAACAAGGAAAUCGUUAUCGGAAUGCUUCAACAAGAUAUGACUGGGUACACUUCCAAGACAAUUGACGCUGGUGUUGAACCACAUUUCGGGUUGAUUACGGACUACACAUCGGUAGGACUUAAUGAUUUCAUCAAGCUCAUCAUUAGCGAAUAUUGUGAUAUUCCUUAUCACGAAACUGCCUGUGGAUACGCCUGUUCAGAUCACUCAUCUGCCAUUGAAAAUGGGUAUCCUGCAAGCUUUAUUAUCGAAAGCGAAUUCAAAUUAAGUAACAACUAUAUCCACUCUGUCAUGGAUACGAUUGAUAGACUAGAUUGGGACCAUAUCAAGGAGCAUGUCAAGUUAACGGUUGCAUUUGCUUAUGAAUUGAGUAUGGCUGACAUAAAAGUUUGA